Messenger RNA from Protopterus annectens (West African lungfish), 2950 nucleotides. RefSeq names its product lipopolysaccharide-induced tumor necrosis factor-alpha factor homolog. Gene Ontology annotation, molecular function: zinc ion binding. The transcript has 4 exons. Lineage: Eukaryota; Metazoa; Chordata; Ceratodontiformes; Protopteridae. The coding region runs from base 530 to 934 and encodes 134 amino acids. The record is from RefSeq and is a predicted model, not a curated record.
ACACAAACUAAAUGAAGAGAGUUUAGUAUGUACUUAUUUCUGUCAAGGGCGGUAACCGUGUCCUCAUUUUUAAUUUGUUAAAUAUUAACGCUCGUUUCUAAUUCACACCCAAUAUCCACGAGAACAUCAUUAAGGUAAACCGCCUGAAACGUCAUGCCAUCUGAGGACGGGCAGCUCGCGCUCUAGUUACGGUAACGGACUGUGAGUUGGGCGGAAGAAGGCGGUUAUUAGUUACCUCAGAGAAGAGUGGGUGUGUGCGGGUCAAAACUGAUCUCGUCGCUGGCAAAGAGACCGGGGUGUAGGUGUUAACUCGGAGUCGGUUACUGGAAACGAGAACUAGUACGUGUACGACUGUACGGAAUCGGUCGUUGAGACAGAGGCGAGUCUCUGGUAUUAAUACGGAGUCACUACUUGGGAUAAACGGUCUUUUCUCUUUUUAAUUCAGAGAUAGUAGUAGCCCGCUGCUUCGAAAGUAAGAAUUGGACUGUGUCAUUUCUUGUGAAGUAGCAAACCUUUAGCAGGUGCCAGGAUGGCUGCUCCCCCAUACAGUGGGACACCUUACACUCCACCCUCUUACGAGGAGGCUUCUAAGAUACCUCCACAUCCUGGCUACCCACUAAAUCCUGGCUAUCAACAGAGCCCUGGUUACCCUGCUCCACCACAGCCAGUUACAGUUCAAACGGUUAUCGUCCAGCCUGCAGUGAGGUUUGGUGAUCACCCAGUUCAGAUGACGUGCCCUUCCUGCCAGCAGGCAGUAGUAACCAGUGUUUCUCACCGAGCAGGUCUUCUUACUUGGCUUUCUUGCGGAGGUCUCGUCCUGUUUGGGUGUGUUUUUGGUUGCUGCCUGAUCCCAUUUUGCAUUGAUAGCCUUCAGGAUGCCGAUCACCAGUGCCCAAACUGCCAUACGAUCCUUGGCACUUACAAACCUCUCUGAGCCCUUCUAUGACUCCAUCAGUUAUGAAUAUAUACAUUUAAGAUUGUCAAAUUAUAGUAAAGCACUUUCCAAACUCCUAGUGUCUCUUGGUAGACGGUUUUAACCAACAAUGUUUUAGGGAAUGGGGAAGGGGCUUCAAAUACAGAGAUGUUUUUAACAAUAACCCUAAAGUUGUACAUAGAGGACAGUUUGAUAAUCAUGCAGCCAUAGUUCAAGGACUGCUUGGGUUGGCUGCAAAACUUCCUCUGGCAGAAAAAUCUUAAGAUUUGUUAAGUAUUAUAUUUUAUCUUUAAUAAAAUGUAUGCUAAAUCUGGAGUUAGUGAUCACAUUAGUUUUACUGUGAUGCUGUUACAUGGAUAUUUUUAGAAAUUAAUUGCAGUAACAUACAUGAACAGUUAAAACUUGCACUUGACUAGAGUAAACUGUUAAUGAAAAUGUGUGAAAUUUUUCUUCAAAUGAAAUCACUUUUUGCAGCAAAAUAGAUUUUAAAGUGAAAUUUUCUUGUAUUUUAAUUUGAAUAAGCAUUAGAACUGCUUUUUUGUAUCUAAUACUUCCAGUUACCAGCAGAUUUCCUUUUAGGACAUAAUUCAUGCAAAGAAACACAUCACAGACUGUUGAGAGCAGCUAAGUAAACACUGAAACACCAAAAUAGAAACAGAGCUGGUCUCCACGACAAAUUAUGUUUACUAAGAAUAAAAAAUAAAAUCUUUAAAUAAAACUGUUUGCGUCUUGGCCUUAAAAGCCUUUCUUAAAAUGAUAAUCUGAGCGCUUUUGACAGAUUGCCUUCUUCAGAUCUUAAAAACACUCUCUUGGUUAGAUUGAUUUAAAUGUUGGUUUAUCCAAUCAAAAUCUCCUUUUCUGUUGCAGCCCUUGUAAAACUGGUCUUAAAAAAGGGAGCAACUCCAUUUAAUCUAGGUGCUCUAGCUGCUUGCAGAUCUGUAGUCCAUCUUAUCUUGGCUAUUUCAGUUAAAUUAUGCAGAUCUCCUAUCCUUGGACUUUCAAUUAGGUUUCACUUUAUGGUACUGGAAAUGUUAUGUCCAGAAAAAAAAUCAUUGUAUGUUGGGAUAAGGCAUCAUUCUUAUUUUUAGCCUUGUAUAUCUGAUGUCACAAAAUUCUCACUUUGAAAGGGCAGUUAGUUUUGCCAAUAUAAAAACUUAAACUUUGCAAGUUGCAACAUAAAUCAUUGUGUUUGUCUGCAUAGCUAUUCAGUUUAUAUUCCGUCUUAAUAAGGUGUUAUUUAUUACUUGUAUUUAUGUAAUCACAGGCUUUACAUGUCCCGCACUUGGAUGCACAUUUCUUCUUGGUUAUGUCCAUUAUUUUUUAUUUCUUGACAAAAUAACUGCUUCAUAUUUUUUUCUGUUAAAACAAAACAUAAGGGCAUCUCCUGCAGUGUUCCUAAUUCCUUCAUCUGCUAACAUUUUCCAGAUCUACAUAUUCGUUGUAUAUCUUGACUAUAUGUGAGCAUACAUCUUACUGCCAUUCGCUCAUUCCUGUUAGGUACAACUGUAUUUCCCUUUUCACUUUCACAAAGAAACUAUGGCUUUCCUCUAUUCUCUCUCAUUUUCUUUACCUCCGAAGCUCCUUUAUUGAUCUUGUUCAGUUUGUAUCCUCUUUUGUAAAGUUGCUGUUUUAUCUUUGUAGAUUUAUUCUCAAUAAUCAUUCUCAUUGGUACAUAACCUUGAACUUCUUAAAGUCUGUCUUCUCUCUUGAGCUGUUGUAUUCAACAAAUAUUGAAAGCUGGGUUUCAUCACCUUUCCAUAGGAAAAAGUCAUCCAUGAAUUUCUUACAGAAUAAAAUGGGGUUCAGGCACCUAGGCGGUGCGACAACCCACUGUGAGACAACUGCAGGUGGACAGAUGGCAGUAUGGAAGUUUAGCUGCAGUGACAAAUGCCUGCAGACAAUUCCCUGUGAAAAGAAAAGAACCCCCUGCACCCUAACCACAGGUGUGAGACAAAAACCCCGUAUGUGAUCUACACACUACACCCCCUAGAAAACACCGUGUGCAACUAACACUGU